Paramuricea clavata is the source of this 909-nucleotide messenger RNA. NCBI's taxonomy places the organism in Eukaryota, Metazoa, Cnidaria, Anthozoa, Malacalcyonacea, Plexauridae. The record is from the annotation of a GenBank genome assembly.
AUGGCAUCGAAUGUUGUCCAAGAAAAUAAUGAAGAAAAUGAUAUUUCGUCACAUAAAAACCCGGAAAAAGUUUCGCAGUUGAAAUUUGAAGUAGACGCACUCACUCAAGAAAAUAGCGAACUUUUUUUGCUCCUGCAAAACGAGAGACGAAAAACAAAACUGCUACAAAGCGAGUUGGAACUCGAUAGCCAGCAAGAAAAUUCGUGGGAGAAAAGCACGAACGAAGACACCGCCAUUACGGCUGGAAAUGGCGAAACAUCGGAAACGUUUUUACAAAACGUUGUUUUAAUGCUGAAAGAAAAGUUGGAGUCGAAGGAAAGCGAAUGUGAGGAGUUGGAAGAUAAACUCUCGGUGAUGAAUCAAGAGCUCGCCUCACAAGGGGAGGAACUUGCUCGUGCUACGUUGCAAUCUGAAUACCAGAUAAAACACCUUCACCAGUUGCUGGCACAAGAACGAGACCUCAAUAGUCUUUUAAGCGACGAAAGUGAUCAAACCGUACGUGAACUGCAAACAAUAAUCCAUGAAAAAGAUGAUUUAAACACAGAACUUAAAGUUAUCAAAGAUGAAACGUCCGAACGAAUGCAAAAUAUCGAAGAAGAAUGUCAUUUUUAUCAGACCAAACUUCGCGAUACUGAAAAACAAUUAAGUAGUAUAGUUAGCGAACACGAACACAAAGUUGUUAUAGAAACGGACAGCGUUUCGUGUCAAGUUAGUGAAAGCGAGCUGCACGGGUUUCAAGAACGUGAGCACGCGUUACACGAAAGCGAUGAAUUUUAUGCAGUAUUCAUGGCUCUCUGGGGAAGUGGUGAUAUAGUUAUGAAUGGACUUGGUGUGAAUCGGUAUAAAAUGGAUAUCUUCAAAUUGAUUCGAAAUGGCUUCAGAAAGCUUAGAGAAAACGCCUUGGUUUAA